Ostrea edulis (European flat oyster) is the source of this 2336-nucleotide messenger RNA. RefSeq lists its product as uncharacterized. The record is from RefSeq and is a predicted model, not a curated record. Bases 499 to 2148 code for a protein of 549 amino acids. Lineage: Eukaryota; Metazoa; Mollusca; Bivalvia; Ostreida; Ostreidae. The transcript is spliced from 5 exons.
UUUACAUACAAAUAUAGGAAAAAGCUUUAAAAAUCUUCUUCUCAAGAACCAUUGGGCCAAAGAAAUUUACAUGAAAGCUUUCUGACAUAGUGUAGAUUCAAGUUUGCAAAGGGUAGUUUGGACCAUAAUAGGGACUAAGGUUUUACAUGCAAAUAUAUAUUGAAAGUCUUCAGAUAUGGGCCAAGGUGACUCAGGUGAGCAAUGUGGCCCAUGGGCCUCUUGUUUCUUUAAGAAAGCAUCACUCAGAUCCAUUUUGCCCAUCCCUAGAUAUAUGCACAUGAUUAUUUUCAUUAAACUAAGAGAAUUAAGUGCUAACAACAAAACAAAAAAUUAAAUUUUCAGGCUGAUGUUUGUGUCUGCCAUUACCAUGCAAAUAUAUUGACCAAGGUCUGUAAAUAACAAAGACAUUUUGCAUAAUUUUAGAUCACAGUAAAGUAUGGAAGCAAAUAUAGGUCUUCAGUUGUUCAUGAUCCCAUCAAACAAGCAAUAUGCAGAGCUAUGUUCAACAAAAGUAAAACUUUUGUACAUCACUUGAUGAAGACAGACCAGUACAAGAAAAUUGUAGUUCAAGUCAUUUGUAAGGAGAUACGCAAGGAAAUCAGCGAAAUUUGCAGAAAAGAAGAUAAUCAGCUGCAUUACAACACCGAAAUUAAAGACUGGAAAAGUCUCCUGCAAUAUUUCAACCAGCGAGCUCCUAUUACUGCAUCAUUGUUAAAAAGUGUUAUAUCAAAGGAUGUUAAAGAGAGUGAAAUUGAAGGGCAUAAACUGAUAAGCCUCUGCACUGGGUUUUCAGUUUUGUUGUACAGCAGAAACAACACCCUAUCAAGACUGCAGUACACUAUUGGACUGAUAUUGGAUCAAUGUGGUGCCACCAAAGAGGCAAUAUCAGUGUUACAUGACCUGGGGAUAUCUGUGUCUCCAAGUGCUUUACACAGAAAGAAGAGAGACAUUGUAAGACAACAAGAAGAGAUUGUUCAAGAAACAGUUGGCAAGUAUGUUUCUGAGAGGCGAGAUGCCAUGACUGCAACCAAACUCAUUAGGGAGUAUGAAGAUCAAAUGAGUGAAAUGAAUGUAUUGUUCAAACCUAAAACUCAGCCAGUUUUGUUUGAAAAAUUUGACAUGCCCAGGACCCCUAGAGUGUUGUCAAAUGGAUGUGGGGUGCAGUUAGAUACUUUAACAACUCGUGAGCUUUGGGAUUGUUCUAAAAGAUCAACAUCCAAUACCAGUGCAGACAGUGAAGUGACUUUUUCAAUGAAUUACCAUUCACAGAUGAGAGGUGUGACUCAGGAACCAGUCACUGUGCAGUUUAAUGCUAGUGCAAAUCAAAACUCCAACCCAGGGAUCAUUUACUCCUCAGGAAAUCAAGGAAAAGUGGUGUCUUUUUUGAAAGAGAAAAUUCGGAAAACUAAGGAAAAUCCAUCUCCACCCAUUGAAAUCUUAGGUGACAAUAUUGAUAUACUUGUUAGUCCAGCUAAUAUGACUUUAGAUAGACAAAGAAAAUCAUGGCAUUGGUUUCUUCUGCUUGCUACUCAGAAAAGAAUAACUGACAAGGAUCUUCCAACAGAUGAAUCCUUAGCUGAUGUAGAAACGAUUGACAGUUGUGAGUUUGUUCCAUCUGAAGAUGAAAUCGAAGAAUAUCAGAAAAAUACACAAUUCCAUGUGGCAAAAAUAUUAACAAAGUAUAUCGAGGAGCUGAGGCAAUUCGAGAGACUCCUUCCAAAUAACAUCCAGCACCCAUAUAUUGAAAAAACUUCCCAGAAGUCUGUGUUCAUUAACUGUGAUUUAAUUGAUGAAAGUGAAAAUUCCUCUGAUGGAAUGAUUCGUAUACUGCAAAGAGUGCAUUCUUUAGCAGUGCCACACAUCAAUGAAAACAUUGAAAAGGUAGUGCUGGGUGGUGAUGUUUUGACCAAUGAACGAGCUUUGAGUGCACAACAAGCCAUGAGAAACAAUGAGACCUGCGAUGAAAAGUUACUUGGUGUAAUACAUAGACCUGAAGGAUUACACAGGCAGAUGAAUUUUCUGAUGGUGACGUUUCACCAUUGGAAUUUACUGUUUUUGGUUUACUUCAUUCUACGGGCAUAUAUCAAGAGUUUUACAAAGAGGAAAGCAGUGGUGAUGGUGGCAGUCUUUAUCAGCUUCGUAACCUAAUCAACAGAAGAAAUGUAUCAGGAGCUGAACAAGUGACCAAAGACUUAAGGUCACACAUGACAUACAUCAUGGAUGUAAUGAGUGGAUAUGUGGUUGCAGCAUUUAUGAGUUUACACAACAUGAAUGAUUUAGACGACAAACCACCAAACCUCCCACUAUUUUCCCUCAUGAAUGAAAAUCAAAAGAAG